Messenger RNA from Pelmatolapia mariae (spotted tilapia), 1839 nucleotides. Its product is annotated as sialic acid-binding Ig-like lectin 14. NCBI's taxonomy places the organism in Eukaryota, Metazoa, Chordata, Actinopteri, Cichliformes, Cichlidae. Bases 1 to 1839 code for a protein of 612 amino acids. The record is from RefSeq and is a predicted model, not a curated record. The transcript is spliced from 8 exons.
AUGUUUGUUCUCAUCUGGUCAACUCUGUUUUUCUCUGCAAGAGGCAGCAAUGCUGACAAAGGUGCCUCAGCCUGGGGACAACAACACUGUGAUAGAGGAUACUGUGUUACUCUGAGUGAGCGAGAACUAACAGCAGAGGCUGGACUCUGUGCUGUGAUCCCGUGUUCUUUCACUACUGCUGCUAACUUUACACUCAAACAUAUAGUUUGGUACAAAUGUGAAGCAUCUAAAAGAAGAUGUGGUGAUGCUGACAUAAUAUUUCACAGCAACAAAAACAACAAAAAAGCUCAGUCUGGGUUUGAAGGACGAGUGUCACGUUUGGAGCCUGAUAUGAGUCAGAAAAACUGCAGCAUCAUCAUUAGUGAUCUAAAAGAGUCUGAUUCUGGAUCAUAUCAGCUCAGAGUUACUGGUGUACGGGACGGAACACAAGAUGGAUUCACAUUCAUUCAGAGAGUAACUGUUUCAGUUAAAGGUAUUGAACAGAAGCCCACAGUAAUGAUUCCCACACUGACAGAGGGACAGCAGGCCACACUGACCUGCACUGCUCCUGGUCUCUGCUCUGGAUCUGUUCCUGAAAUCACCUGGAUAUGGAGAGGAGCAGGAGGGACUGAGUCUUACAUUACAGGAAACAGCACUGAUUACAAGACAGAGAAUCUGACUGAUGUUACACGGAGACACAUCUCAACUUUGACCUUUAACCCUUCAGCUGAACAGCACAACACCAAUGUCACCUGUAAAAUCCACUUCAAAGGUGAAACGACUACAGAAAAGACUUCAGGUUUGAAUGUAAACUAUGUGAAGGAGGUUUGCAUCACUGGUGCUACAACUGUCAGGGACGGUGAGGCUCUGAAUCUGACCUGCAAUGUUCACAGUUUCCCUCCAUCUCUGAUUAUUUGGUCUAAACUUGGUUCCAAUGAAACGCUUCACACUGACACUGGAUCAGCCAAUCUUGUCAUCACCAAUGUAACAGCAGGAGAUGCUGGACAGUACGUCUGCACAGCUAAAUAUAUGAACAAUACCCUGAAGGACAAAGUGAACGUCACAGUCAUAUGGUUUUCAAAGAUACAGAAGAGCUCAGGAUGUGUGCUUCAGUCAGAGGUUUUGACCUGUGUGUGUAUCAGUGAAGGGUUUCCUUUACCUACUAUCAACUGGCCGCUACUGAAGAACCACACUGAGUACUCUGUCAUUACUACUGUGUCAAACCACACAGUCAACAGCACUGUCAGUCUAGCUGUAAAAAGCCAUGGCAACAGCACUGUUGAAUGUGUGAGUAACAAUGGAAAUGGAGAAGAUAGAGAAAUCCUCCUCAUCCAUCAAAACUUGUCUGAAAAACAUGGUCAAUCAUCUGCUGUCAGGCUGGCAUACCUGAAAGUCACCAUUGCCUUUUUGACUGGGGUACUUUUUUCAGCAGUCCUUUGCUGUUUGGCAAAACAUUGCUACAGAAACAAACAAAAGACUUCCAGAAGUUUGGAGAUGAGGACACAUCAAGAUGAUAAACUGGGCUAUGAUGGUCAAGCAUUACAGGACAAUCUGACUCGUAACUCAAACAGCGGGCCAAAAGAAGUGGAGUAUGCUGACAUUAAUUUUUCCUUGUUGAAAAGAAAUGGUGCCAGAGAGGCAGCAAGGAGGCAAGAGAGCACAAAGACAGUAUAUGCUGAAAUUAAGAAAGCAGUCGAAGAACGGGAAGAUGAUGCUGAAGAGGAAGGUGAAAUGCUGGAGGCCAAAGAGGAGGAGAUGGUAGUGGAGAUGGAGAUGAAAUACCGUGAACCAGAAAAGGAGAUAGAAAUGGGAAAGGAGAGAGUGUACUCCACUGUGAAUGAUGUUACUGAUGAAAUUUGA